Molecule: messenger RNA, 1584 nt
Organism: Lytechinus variegatus (green sea urchin)
Lineage: Eukaryota; Metazoa; Echinodermata; Echinoidea; Temnopleuroida; Toxopneustidae
Product: calcium-activated chloride channel regulator 1-like
Exons: 6
Coding region: 1-1584 (527 amino acids)
Source: RefSeq, a predicted model, not a curated record
AUGUUUACGUCAGCAUCUCAGCGUCUAUACCUCGCCAGCAAGCAGCAUGUCUACUGGAAACACAUCAAGAUUCUUGUCCCAAACACCUGGUCCGUACAGAGCCAAUAUCAGUUUGCUCGGACCGAAACGUUAGAGUCGGCGAACAUCGUAGUGCACGACUUUCCAGAUGAUGAACCGUUUGUAGAUAACUUUGCAGGAUGUGGGAAAGAAGGUUAUCUGAUGCACAUUACACCAAGAUAUAUUCUUCAAGAAAUGUACCGAGAAGGCAAAUAUGGCCCUACCGACAGUGUCUUGGUUCGAAACUGGGGUUAUCUUCGCUGGGGACUAUUCAAAGAACAUUAUGAUCCUGAUGACGUCAGAGAGGUUGGCGCCCCUGCCUAUGAUAUACCCGGUGGAGGUACUGAAGGAACCCGCUGUUCUCUCAAGAUCAAGGGAGAAGUUUUACAGGCCGACGGUCGUCCGUGUCGGAAAAUUCCUAACAGCGGUUACGACCCAUCCUGUAGAUUCGUUCCAGAUACUGCAGGGCAGACAGCGACCGCUUCGUUGCUAUUUGGAACCAGGAAUGCUCCCGUACAUUCCAUAGAGGAAUUUUGUGGUGACGAUGUAUCAGAUCCUCACAGCUUACAUAACCCGCUGGCACCAAACCUGAUGAAUAAUAAAUGCAAUGGGCGAAGUGCCUGGACGGUAAUGGAACGAACAGGUGACUUCAUAGCUGGCAUCCAACCUGUUUCGAACACCACUCCUUCUUUUGAACUUCUUCAGCUAUCUACUGUUAGGAGUGUAGUGCUAGUGCUUGAUAUAAGUGGAAGUAUGGGGGGAAACCGGUUUGACCGUAUGAUCCAAUCAUCUACUGACUACAUCAUGAACGUCAUUCCAGAAGGUAGCAAGCUGGGAAUCGUCGUCUUCGGAAGUACCUCACAAAUCAGAGCAUAUCUCACCGACGUCACAGAUACAACGUCCAGGCAAAGUCUAACCAGUGCAUUGCCACCGCACACAUCAGGAUCAACGUGUAUUGGAUGUGGGAUACUGUCAGGCAUUGAGGUCCUUGGGUCAUACGCACAAGGAGGAUACAUCUUGCUACUUAGUGAUGGCGGAGAGAAUUCAUCUCCAUACAUUCGAGACACCAUUGACGAAAUCGAGAACUCUGGGGUCAUAAUGGAUACUAUAACUAUAAGCAACUCGGCUGACCAACAAUUGGAAGAUCUUUCCGACAUGACUUCUGGCAUCUCUACCUUCUGCUCCGAUAGCGGAACUGGAACAUGUCUCAUUCAGGCCUUUCAGAGUACGAUAACUGAGAGACCAGAUGUCGGUAUGGAGACCGUCCCUAUACAGAUCUAUAACUCCGAGAUCGUCAUUGAUGGCUCUCUUGGUUUCGAGAUCGUUCCGAUAAUCAUUGACGCCGCACUGGGUAAUAACACAGUGAUUACUGUGAUAUGGACCACGAACUCAUCGAUCUCGGUUGUAGUGACUGGACCAAGCGGUACUCUGGUUGAUGAAAACGACUCAAGGUAUCAUAUUGAUUACAGCACGAAGAUCGUGACAGUUAACCUACCAUUCGCCCAGGUACAGUUAUUGGUUUAUUAG